Messenger RNA from Trichomonas vaginalis G3, 822 nucleotides. Its product is annotated as glycine-rich protein family. The record is from RefSeq and is a predicted model, not a curated record. The coding region runs from base 1 to 822 and encodes 273 amino acids. NCBI's taxonomy places the organism in Eukaryota, Parabasalia, Trichomonadida, Trichomonadidae. The transcript has a single exon.
AUGUUCCUGUAUUUGGGUGGUAAAGGCCAAGAUCAAGUAAUUAAUUAUCAUUCCAGUAUUCCGGCAUAUGGCGGCUGGAAUUUCGGAGGAAAAGGUGGCAUUGAUUUCAAUGAGACUAAUGUCAUUCCUGAAAAUGGAGCUGGUGGCGGGGGUGCUUCUGAUCUUCGUUUAGAAUAUUAUGAUAUCAAUAUUAAUGAAUCAGAUGAAAACCUUCUAAAUAAGUCAAUUGAAAGCAGAAUUAUCGUUGCUGGUUCAGGAGGUGGAGCUUGCUCAGGAAAUCAAUAUGAUUGGGGAUCUCCAAAUGGAUUUCCAGGAGGAAACACAAGUGCGAUUUCCAAUGGACCUUUCACAUUCGGAGGAAAUCAAACUGUUGGCACUUUAGGAAAAGGAAAAGAAGGGAGAUCUUCAUUUAAAAAUAAACAAGGAGGAUCUGGUGGAAACGGUAGUGGCUAUAGAGGAGGAUAUCAAUUGCUACCCGUGACAACAAACCGUGGAUUUUAUCAAGUAGGAGGAUCUGGCGGAAGCUCAUAUGUAAGUGGUCAUUUAGAAUGCAUCAGUCCGAGUCAUGCAGAUGAUAAAGAAUCUAAUAAAAUCAACUCCAUUCAUGAGUCAGGUCUUUAUUUUACAAAUACUGAGAUCAUUAGUGGCAAUGAUCUCAUGCCUAAUCCAUAUGAUGACAGUUACAUAAGAGGUCAUGUUGGUAACGGAGUUUGUCGUAUUACUGUUCUUUUUUAUGCGAUAUGUGACACAUGUAAUUAUAGACAAAACUUGCAUAUUUCUUUAUUUCUUUUUAUAUGUUUGAUUGAAAUAAAUUUGACAUGA